GUCCGUGCCUUCCGCUCGGCGAAGCACGAAGCGGAGGGGUGGAGACCAGUAGAGACAAACGAGAUUAGCGAUCUGCCGAUAAUUUGGUGCGUGUUUUCGCGGACGUGAGGGUCGGUCGUAUCGUCACACAAGCCGCCUGUCGAGACAUCCCGAGAACGAAACGCGAUGUCUGACCCUACGGGUGAUCAUGUAGAUGUGUUGGAUGAGGAGUUGGAGUCCGAUUAUAAACCUCCGCCGGAGAAGAGUAUCGAACAGAUCCUGGAGGCGGACAAAGAGGAUGAGAGUUUGCGGAAAUAUAAGGAGACGCUUCUGGGAGAAGCAAAGGCUGGUGGUAUCGUAGUGGAUCCCAAUGAUCCUAGAAAGGUAAUAGUAAAGAAAUUGGCGCUGUGUGUCGCUGAUCGACCGGAUAUGGAGUUAGACUUAACUGGUGAUUUAGCACAAUUGAAAAAACAGACAUUUGUCAUCAAGGAAGGCGUGAGCUACAGAAUCAGAAUUGAUUUUAUUGUACAGCGUGAGAUUGUGCAUGGAUUGAAAUAUGUUCAGAAGACGUAUCGUCUUGGUGUGCCUGUUGACAAGAUGACACAUAUGGUAGGCUCAUAUCCCCCUAAAACAGAGCUUCAAUCUUAUACUACUCCACCUGAGGAUGCGCCAUCCGGCGUCGUAGCGCGAGGAUCUUAUAGCGUCAGUUCUCUCUUCACAGACGAUGACAAGCACGAACAUCUCAAAUGGGAAUGGGCGUUCGAAAUCAAGAAAGAUUGGAAGGAAUAAACCAUCUUUUAUCUUGUUUGGAUACAAGGAAGUCAGGAAGAUGAUAAUUUACAAUUGCUAGCCUUAUCACACUUUGCAAAUAAUAAUUAAGAACGUGAAAUGCCAAAACACAGACUUGGAUGAAUGAUUUAUAAUAUUCUUUAGUUGUGGUCUCGGCGUUGUCAUAAAAAUUAAUAAUAUAUUUUAAGUAACAGAAGAGAGAAAGAAUAUAAACAAUAUUUAUUAAAAGUUUUCUUUGUAAUUGUUUGAAUAUUUGAUCAUAAAGUAGUACUCAAGAAUUGCAAAGUAUACAUACAUAAUCUUUAGUCACUAGUACAAGCAGAUACCAGUAGAAAUGACUUAAGCGACGCACGACGUGACAAACCAGUGUUUCCAGGAAUGAUGAGUAUUAGAUGCAUGAGUGAAAUUUAUAGUGAAUGUUAAAGCCAACAUUUGAUCCACUAUAUAUGUAUAAUAUUAAUUAAGAGAAAAGAAAAUGCUCCAAAAUAUUUAGAUAAUAUUUGUACAACAUGAUUUUCGGACAGCGAUCAGAGUUUGCUUGAUUAUUAUACAUUCAUCACAUAUUUGAUAUUCUAUAUAAUGUUAUACAAAAUUAUAUGUUAAAUAUCUAUUAACGAAAAAAUUGGUGGAAGGAAAGUUACAAAAAUAGCAUAGCUACAGUAUUUCUAUUCUUCUAUAUAAAUUAAAAUAUUCCUAAAAAAUCAUAUUAUGUUCAUAAUAAAUUUUGAAUGUUGCAUAGCAAAUUAGAUUAUAUUCAAUUGCAUAAUAUAUUAUAAUGAGUUACUGAUCUCACAAAUAUAUUAAAUUCUAUCAUCUUGCAAAAUAGAUGAUAAUUUUUCCUUAUAAUUCUGGCAAUAUUAUUAUUUAUAAUAAUAAUAAAAGAGAUGUAGAAAAAUUUCUCUAUAUUGAUGACUUUUAAUGGCUUUAUAUAAUUUGUAUUAAACAUUAAUAUUUUUGUUAUUUAUUUAUAAAUAUAUGAAAUUGAUUGAUUUUUCUGGUCAAAGAUGUAAAAAAGAAACCUUUCAAUAGAUAGUGCCAUAAGUAGUCUCAGUCAAUUUUGGAUCGUUGUCCGAUAAGAUGAUACUACACUUAUAUAUCUUUAUUUUAUAAUGUAAUUAUUUCUAUAUAUUGCCAUGUAAUGGACGAGGAUAUAUUGAUUUAGUUAUAGCUCAAGCAAGUAUCUUAUGGAUAUAAAUGCGCACUUAUCAGUAGUAAAAAUCUAGAAUGUUUUACAAACAUAUAAAUAUGGCAUCUGUUUAUAUUCUUCUUGCAGAAAAAUAUUCACGAGGAUUAUUAUCGGGAAUAAUAUUAACAUAAAUAAUGCAUAUGUGUGUGCAAAUUGAAAGUUCCAAAAACCAUGUCUUUUAUGGAGAAUAGUGAAUGCAUUUAUCCCGCAAGUAACUAGAAUCAUUCAAAAUCUUAAUUAUCCUAGAAACGCGCACACCACCAACAAUUAAUCAAUGUGUAAAAAAUUUGUAUAUUUAUAUAACCAUAUUGUAUUAGUCUGUGGUGUCUUUUCGAUAAUCAUACUGAUCAAUCGUGUAGGAAUACCACGUAUUUGUACGAUAAUGAGCGAUGACAAAGAGAAGAAUAUAUAUUAGUAUAGACAUUUUGUACCUUUACUACGAGCUUCAUGAGAGAAAUAAAUAGAUUGAGAAUAGUUACCUCAUUGGAAAGUUACACAAAGUAUAUAUUGAUACGUAUUUGUGCAAAUGAAAUAGAAUCACAUUUUGUAUUUUUCAUCCAAAACAUAUUUUUCCAUUACACAAACAACAUAGUUGUUUCGAUUGUACUCUUUUAGCUCCAAUAAUAUCUUUUUUUUUAUCAUCAAAUAUAAGAGGAUCCUUAGUUUUCCUUUAUCGCUCUUAUUUGUACAUUCAUUUGUAUUUUGUAAAUGAUGGGAGAAAAGUAGAAAGAAAGAGAGUCUUCUAGCAUUGGGAUUAUUCAAGCUUAGAAUUUGAGUGUACUUCAUCGUACUUUGUACAUCACGCGUAUUCAUUUGUAUUAUGUGACACAAUAUAUAUAUAUAUUGUAUGCGGCGAAUCCGUUUGUGUAUAGCAAAUAUACAACCUAUGUCAAUA
Cataglyphis hispanica is the source of this 2849-nucleotide messenger RNA. It is a transcript of the gene RhoGDI, whose product is annotated as rho GDP-dissociation inhibitor 2. Gene Ontology annotation, molecular function: protein binding; Rho GDP-dissociation inhibitor activity. The transcript is spliced from 4 exons. The coding region runs from base 166 to 768 and encodes 200 amino acids. The record is from RefSeq and is a predicted model, not a curated record. Lineage: Eukaryota; Metazoa; Arthropoda; Insecta; Hymenoptera; Formicidae. Gene Ontology annotation, biological process: Rho protein signal transduction. Gene Ontology annotation, cellular component: membrane; cytosol; cytoplasm.